Linnemannia hyalina is the source of this 1191-nucleotide messenger RNA. The record is from the annotation of a GenBank genome assembly. NCBI's taxonomy places the organism in Eukaryota, Fungi, Mortierellomycota, Mortierellomycetes, Mortierellales, Mortierellaceae.
AUGGGAUCCAAGUUGCCAAUCGGAACUUUUGUCUAUGCGUCCGCACCUGCAAGAAUUGACCUCGCCGGCGGGUGGACUGACACUAUCCCCAUCACACAUGAGCAUGGAGGGAAGGUUGUCAACGUAGCCGUCCAAGUGAACAAUCGCGCGCCGUACACGGUCAAAGCUCGUCGAACAGAAGCCCUGAUACUAUCGCUGUCGUAUGACCCAAACAUCCCUUCACAGCACUUCCACUCAAUCGAACAAAUCCGCGAUCAUGCAGACCCUUUGGUCCCCGGCGCACUCCUGAAAGCCUGUCUCGUCGAGUCGGGGAUCCUCGGAAUCACUGCCAUGCGCCAUGAUGGGGACCAUAAGACCAUGGCCGAGGCAUUGAAACAUUCGGGUGGUGGUCUUGAUCUCGAAAUUCGUUCCUCCUUGCCCGUUGGGUCCGGCAUGGGAACGAGCAGUAUUUUGAUUGCAGCGAUUCUGGCUGUUCUGAAGACCCUAAUGGGAACCCCCUACACGAACGAUGAUCUCUUUUAUGAGACCCUCGAUGUCGAACAAAUGAUGAACAUUGGCGGUGGUUGGCAGGACCAAGUAGGAGGGAUCAUGCCCGGAUUCAAAGUGUCGACCUGUGAACUCGACCUCCCCAUUCAGCUGAAGACAAACACGAUCGAGGUUCCAGAGGAAUUCAUCACAACCUUCAACUCACGCCUACUCCUCAUCUACACCGGCAAGACGCGUCUUGCCAAGAACCUCCUCCAAACCGUCCUCAUGAACUGGGCCGGCCAGGAACCAGAUGUAGUUGAUACUAUGCAUCGCUUGGUGGCUGAUGCCACCCAAUGCGAGGAUGCUCUCCGUCAAGGCGACUUGAAGACAAUGGGAACAGUACUCACCCGUUACUUUGCCGACAAGCGCUAUCUCUCAGAAACUACCCUCUCCCACCCACCCAUCAUCGCCCACCUCCUCUCCUACCUCUCUCCGUACCUCGAAGGCUUCUCCCUCGCCGGCGCAGGUGGGGGAGGGUUUCUAGCGGCGAUUCUUAAGCCUGGGCUGGAGAAGGAUCAUGUUGUAAGGGAGGUUAGGGAGGCUAUGGCGCUGGAUAGGAAAGGGGAAGAGGAGGAGGUGGUGGAUGGGGAUUCCAUGUGGGGUUGGAGUGCGACUGUUGAUCGACAAGGGCUCGUCGUUCAAGUCGGUUCUCCUUGCUACUAA